AUGGCUGAUAUUCUCCCCAAGAAGAAGACCAGGACGAAGAAGGGCAAGAAGAAGGCCGCCAGCGCCAGCAGCGAAGACGAGGGUGGGUCCGACCUACUCCCCGUCGGUGGACUCGACAGCCUGCCCACGAAAGAUCUCACAAACACUGCUUCAGGGGCAGUUAGUGGAGUAACUGGUGCUCUGGGCGGACUGGGCGCAAGCGAAUCAAGCGACUCCGGUGGCGGAGGCAAAAGCGACACAUUGAAGCUGAGGCUGGACCUAAAUCUCGAAAUUGAAAUCCAACUCAAGGCAAGGAUCCACGGUGAUUUGGAGCUGUCCUUAUUGAACUAA
Clonostachys solani is the source of this 330-nucleotide messenger RNA. NCBI's taxonomy places the organism in Eukaryota, Fungi, Ascomycota, Sordariomycetes, Hypocreales, Bionectriaceae. The record is from the annotation of a GenBank genome assembly.